Messenger RNA from Drosophila santomea, 1170 nucleotides. RefSeq lists its product as uncharacterized. The transcript is spliced from 3 exons. Gene Ontology annotation, molecular function: nucleic acid binding; RNA-DNA hybrid ribonuclease activity. Gene Ontology annotation, biological process: DNA replication, removal of RNA primer. The record is from RefSeq and is a predicted model, not a curated record. The coding region runs from base 1 to 1170 and encodes 389 amino acids. Lineage: Eukaryota; Metazoa; Arthropoda; Insecta; Diptera; Drosophilidae.
AUGUCUCUACAAGGACUCGGGCACAGUUCAAUUGGUCGAGACAUGAGCAGCAUAUCUGACUACAUAGUCACCAGGACGUGCCCGGAUGUAAGAACAACGACAUUCAUGGGACCAGACGAUUGGAAAACAGGUCAGGACCAUGCCCAACACCUCAAUAUAUACACGGACGGCUCCAAGAUGGAAGGAGGAGUUGGAGCGGGCAUAUACUGUACAGACCCCGAAAUGAGGCUGUCGUAUAAGCUACCAAGCCAAUGCAGCAUAUUCCAGGCGGAAGUAUUCGCCAUAGGGAAAGCAGCAGAGCUUGCGCUGAGCAUUGACCGCCCACAUGAGGCGGUCAACUUGUUCGUAGACAGUCAAGCGGCGAUAAGAUCCAUGCAAUCGUCAGCGGUCAGUUCCAAAAGUGUACUGGCAAGCAGGGAGGCACUAGAUAUCCUUAGCACGACCACGUCAGUGAGGAUCUACUGGGUUCCCAGCCACCAGAGCAUCGAUGGUAAUGAGACGGCAGACGAACUUGCAAAGGAAGGCGUUGGAUCAGAAAACGUUCCUGUCUCCCUUAGGACGCGAACUGAAAAGACGGGCAGACGCACGAGCCAAAAGCAGAUGGAGAAGAACUUCCACCACCUGCAAAAUUUCAAAAAUCAUGUGCAAUACUCAAAACGUCACUGCCUAGCUGCGGCACACGCAGUCAAACUGGGCAUUACCGACAACGCCAGAUGCCGGAAAUGUGACGAAUCCGAGGCAAUUGAAACCUUGGAGCAUCUCAUUUGCAAGUGUCCGGCCCUAACAAGGGCAAGAAUAAACUACCUAGGCGCUCCGGUUCUGGCAUCGCUAGAAGAUGCCUUAAGGAAGAAGCCAGGCGAAUUACUUGCCUUUGCGAAAAAUUCCUCGAUCCUAGAAUAUUUCGAUAACCGCGAAAACAUUCUAAGUCUCAAGAUGGGUGGCAAGGAGUCCAAGGCAUCCGACAACACCGCCGUGAUCAACACUGUGAAAGUCAUCGACCACAAAGAUGAGAUAUUAGAUGUGCAGCAUACCCUUGUGUUCAUCGCCGUGAUGUUAAUGUUGCUGGCACUAUUGAUACUAGUAAUUAUUUACAAACGAUCAGAACAGCGGCGUCGGGAUCACCACCACAGUGUGGAACGGAUCGUAUCCAGUAUUCCGCAACACCAAUAG